Molecule: messenger RNA, 2052 nt
Organism: Anopheles maculipalpis
Lineage: Eukaryota; Metazoa; Arthropoda; Insecta; Diptera; Culicidae
Product: bromodomain-containing protein 4-like
Exons: 2
Coding region: 55-2046 (663 amino acids)
Source: RefSeq, a predicted model, not a curated record
GGAACAUUCAACCAGUAAACUUUGUACUCUCCGUCCAUCCAUAAGUGUAUCGAAAUGAAGUUUACGAUACUGGUGGCAUCGGUGGCUGUCGUCAUCUCGGCAACACUGGCGCUGGAGUUCGAAAGCAGAAAGCUGCACCCGAACACCGAGCACGAUGACGGAGGGCUGUCGAUGCUGGAGCAAACGCCGGCCGAAGAUCGUCAGUGGCAGGCGGUGAAGAAGCACGAGAAGCGCCAAACCGGCAAGAAAAUCCACAUCUUCCUCGGCAAGCCGAAGGGCAAAAAGUCCAAGAAGCACGCGAACGGUGACGGUGAGCCGGAAACGCAAACGCGCAAAACGCCCGAGCUUACGACGCGUUCGGACAAGGGCGUGAUCGAUACGACUUCGGACGCGCCGGAUGCGGCCGUUGGCGAGAGUCAGCACUACGAGAUCGGCGAGCACAACAUCGUGAAGGAGAAGAUCAAGAUCAAGCACCAUCACCAUCAUCACCAUCACAAUCACGUCAAGACCGUGGUCAAGAAGGAACCGUACCCGGUGGAAAAGGUCGUCCAGGUGCCGGUGGAGAAGAUCGUCCACGUCCCGAAACCGUACCCGGUGGAGAAGAUUGUCGAGAAGGUUGUCCAUGUGCCGGUGGAGAAGAUUGUGCACGUUCCAAAGCCCUACCCGGUGGAGAAGAUUGUCGAGAAGGUUGUACACGUGCCGAAGCCCUAUCCGGUGGAAAAGAUCGUUGAGAAACCGGUGCACGUUCCGAAGCCUUAUCCGGUGGAGGUGAAAGUACCGUAUCCGGUGGAGAAGAUCGUGCACGUGGACAAACCGUACCCGGUGGAGAAGAUUGUCGAGAAGGUAGUGCACGUCCCAAAACCGUAUCCCGUGUACAAACAGGUUCAGGUUCCUGUUCCGGUUGAAGUGAAGGUUCCGUACGAAGUCCCGAAGCCCGUACCCUAUCCAGUGGAGAAGAAGGUUCCGUAUCCGGUUGAGGUAAAGGUGCCGGUUGAGGUUGAGAAGAAGGUUCCGGUUCCGGUGAAGGUUGAGGUUGAGAAGAAGGUUCCAUACCCGGUGAAGGUGUACGUACCACAACCCUACCCAGUGGAGAAGAAGGUUCCCUAUCCAGUUCCAGUCAAGUCCGGUUCCUUCCCAUUCCCCUUCGACAAGGAUAUUUCGAGCUACUCGAACACGAAACUGCAUCCGUUUGAAUCGCAACAGCACGAAGAAUAUGCCGGAUCGGAGGAUAGCUAUCGUCGCACAAUUAAGACCGGUUACAAGAAGGGCAAAGGCAAGAAAUCGAAAAAGACGGAACAGCAAUCUCAACAACACCAGUCGAGCGCACCGGUGACGGAGGAUAACAGUGAAACGGGACAGACGGGCAUGGGAGCCUCCUACUCGUCACUGAGCACCGGUACUGAUCAUGGCGCUCAUUACACGCAGACCACCAUCUACCACGGACAUCAGUCCCAAGCACAGCAGCAACACCAGCAUGAACAGCAGCAGCAGCAGCAGCAGCAGCAGCACCAGCAGCAACAGCAGCAAGCUCACCAAGCUCUUCUACAGCAGCACCAGGACCAGAUCCAGCAGUAUCACCAGCAACAGCAACAACAGCAACAACUACAGCAGCAGCAGCAACAACAACAACAGUACGGUAGCCAAGAUGCCACUAGCUACUUCAACCAGCAGCUCAUCCACUACGGCCAGCAGGCCAAGUACGGGCCAUCCACCUUUCCGAGCCAAUCCUCGCAAGGAGUCGAUUACGGAACUGCACCUCAAUCGUCCGGUCAGGAUGGUAGCCAGUACGGCCAGUACGAUCACUACGGUUCCGGCUCGAAUCACCAGGAAGUGAUGGUGACGCCACCGUCCGCUGGGGCCGCUUCCGGAAUGCAUCAUCCCACCGGCUAUGGACAGCAGCAGCAGGCAACGUACGCUCUGACAGCACCCUCCAAUCCGGGCGGUAGCUUCCAGCUCGAGUCACAGCCCCAACCAUUCCAGCUGCUCCAAUUGGCACCGUUCCAGUACCAGACGCCUACCGGAUUUUCGCUGCCAACUGCCAGAUAAAGGCGU